Molecule: messenger RNA, 2872 nt
Organism: Fopius arisanus
Lineage: Eukaryota; Metazoa; Arthropoda; Insecta; Hymenoptera; Braconidae
Product: solute carrier family 22 member 21
Exons: 12
Coding region: 801-2474 (557 amino acids)
Biological process (GO): transmembrane transport
Cellular component (GO): membrane
Molecular function (GO): transmembrane transporter activity
Source: RefSeq, a predicted model, not a curated record
UUUCAGUUCAAUUCGCUAGUCCUAGAGUGAUAUUCAUUCGGAGUGAGAUGAUCAGUUUUUGUUGUAAUUAACGGGCGUUGGGACGCCGUGGCGCCCUCCCAAGUUGGCGUCCAAAAAAUUGGAAAAGGGAAAGCAAAUCGUAUGGUCAGAAAAUAUUGUAAACAUGUGUUUAUCUCGUGCAAUUGUCGGAGUCAUGUGUACAAAGUGUCGAUUCGAGAUUAAUCCGACAAGUGACGGAUCGAUAAACCAUCGGGGGUCAUUGGCCGUUUAAAUAAAUGCCAUUCUUUAUAGACAUGAACUUAUCGAUUUUCUCAUUGUAAUUGUUGUUAUAAAACGUGCAGGCCAUAUAGGGUUUAUUGCUAUGAAAAUCAAGGGUGGAGAUAUUUCAGUUAUCAUUGAGUAAGUGAACAAUUUUUUAAUGUAUGGUGUCUUGUACUCUAUUCAGGAGUUAAUGAACAGCGAGGCAACUUCUUCGAUAACGGUGAUAUAAUUGGAAAUUUUUGCUCACUUCAGCAUUUUUUGAAUGAUCAGACAUUGACCAUCGGCGCCUAUCAGAGCUGACCCCCCGGUGCGUGAACAAUUAAUCCUGCCGGUUAAUUAAACCGGAGAGCCCACAAUAAAGACAAUGUCACUCUGCGUCAUAGCAUUUCAUUUCAUGAUCAUGCGUGAGUAAAUCGUUCCAGUGGAGAGAAAGGAGACUUCAUUCGGAGAUUGUCUUUGUCAACAGACAGUGUAUGGUGUGGGUACAAAAGUGGGCGAAGAGGAUACGCAUCUGGACCAUCGAGUUAUCGAGGUAUUAGAUGGCGGUGACAGGAACCGACGAGAUGGCUUCUCCCACCAAGUUCAAAGAAUAUCAAGAUGAGGGUAUUAGUACGCGCGGUCUCACGGAGAUGAAUAAAAUCGGAAAAUACCAGAUAAUAGUGUACAUUGCUGUGAGUUUGCCUCUUGCAUUAUCGGCGGGAUUUACUCUUGGUUAUGCAUUCACGUCUGGCGAAGUAGACUACAGGUGUCUCAUUCCGGAGUGUGAAAAUUCAUCAACCGCAAAUUGGAGCAGUAUCUGGGCUGCCAACUCCAAGCCGAAGAGUGAUAGUUCGUUCGGUAGCUGCGAGAGAUUCCAAGUGAAUGAUAAUGUCGUUGGAGAGUGUUCGAAGGAUUCCUUCGGGGAGAGGGUCGUCAAGUGCGAUAGCUGGGUGUAUGAUCCACUGGAGAAGACCAUCCUCAGCGAGUGGAAUUUUACGUGCAACGAGAAUCGAUGGAAAUUGGCGAUGGUCGGAACGGUGAACAACAUUGGACAACUAGUAGGAUUGAUGUUCGCCGGAUACUUGUCGGACAGAUAUGGAAGAAGGACUUGUCUGGUCGUAGAAACCUUCACAAGUGGAAUUUUUGGGCUGAUCCAGUCCUUCUCCGUUAACUACUGGAUGUUCAUGAGCAUGGAAUUCCUCAUGUCCGUUGCUGCAGCCGGAAUCUACAGCUCUGGCUUCAUCCUAGGUAUGGAGAUGGUAGGUGGAAAAAAACGAGUGUUAGGAGCUACUUUCAUCGGGGGAAUGUAUGCUGUGGGAGAAAUGUAUCUGGGGGCUGUGGCUAUGUUCUUGAAGUCCUGGAGACCGCUUUUGAGAGCGAUCUUUGCUCCUGGACUCCUCGCCAUCUUUUUGCCCUUCAUUGUUCCUGAAUCCAUUGCGUGGCUAGCAGCGAAGGGAAAGCAUAGCGAAGUGGAAAAGGUGUACAAGCGAAUGGCGAAGAUGAAUGGCUUAGAGAACACGCAGAUACCAUUAAGUAUUUACGAAGAGCUGAACGCGACAAACACUGAAAAGAAGCCAGAAAUUAAAUCAAGCAGUGUGCCAGUGCGGGAGGCAUUGUCGAGGCCAAAACUGCUCAUAAGGCUGCUCGCGUGUUGUCUCUGCUGGUUGACCAAUACCUUCGUAUACUACGGAAUGUCCCUGAAUGCAGUGGCAUUCGCCGGGGACAAAUACGUGAACUUUAUAUUGGUAUCAUUAGUAGAAAUACCGGCUUACUUCCUCAGUUGGUUGCUGAUUGAUUACGUUGGAAGAAAACCCACUCUGUCCGGCUCAUUCCUCUUCAGUGGAAUAUUUUGUCUAGCUAUUCAAUUUGUUCCGAAAGAUUCAUGGUCAUAUGCACCGCUACUUCUGUAUAUGGGCGGAAAGGGAUGUAUUACGAUGGCAUUCGCUGCUGUUUAUGUUUAUACCACUGAAAUGUUCCCCACAACGGCCCGACACUUUUUACUCAGUAUUUGCAGUAUGACCGGGCGCAUUGGCUCGAUUCUGGCUCCUCAAACUCGACUUUUGGCGACAGUUGUUGCAUCUCUUCCUCUAAUCCUCUUCGGCACCAUGGGAAUACUUGCUGGUGUUGUUUCCCUGGUUUUCCCCGAGACUUUAGGGAUAAAGCUACCGGACACCGUGACAGAGGCCGAGAACAUCGGGAAACCAAAGAGAACUAAAGAUAAAAACAUCACGUAAUACUGUUUUCAAUUUUAGAAGAACGAUCCAGAAGAAAUUCAUAAUGAUAUUUACAUAAUAAAAAAGUGUUCAAUAAGUGACGAUCUACUCAUCCAAGGAUUGUGAUGAGAUAAGAAAGGAGAUAUUUAUAAAAAUUACCCAGUAUUCUAACUUACAAUUCCGAAUUUAUUCCGAUUGCAGUACUUACGCGAUUACAUCAUAAUUGGCGACGAGAAAAUAAAUGUGAAGGCUCUUGCAGAGUUUUUUCAAAUAUACAAUUUUCUGAAGUCGUGAUGUUACUGACUUUACGGCUUCGAAGACAAUCACAACUGCACAGCAUAUUAUUUAAAAAAUUCACGCCGAGAACAUGAUUGUGAGUUUUGUGGAGUUUUUCUCAAAUAUAAAAAUUGCUAAAGUUC